This is a messenger RNA of Pterocles gutturalis (yellow-throated sandgrouse), 1587 nucleotides long. Its product is annotated as 2-hydroxyacylsphingosine 1-beta-galactosyltransferase-like. Gene Ontology annotation, molecular function: UDP-glycosyltransferase activity. The record is from RefSeq and is a predicted model, not a curated record. NCBI's taxonomy places the organism in Eukaryota, Metazoa, Chordata, Aves, Pterocliformes, Pteroclidae.
AUGAAGAUUAUGAAGGUGCUACCGUGUCCUGCUGCUCUUCUCUUCCUAGUGGCUGCAUUCAGUCUGGAGUCAUCUCACUGUGCCAAGGUGCUGAUCAUGCCCACCAUCGUCUUUGACAGCCACUUGCGAGUCUUCAUGCGAGUGGCAGAGGCACUGACUGACCGGGGCCAUGACCCCGCGCUGCUUCUUCACGAGGGUCGGAAUGUGGAAAACUACCUGCCCGGCUUCCGUGUGCAGAAGUACUGGGGUAUCUUCAGCACAGAGAGCGCAGAUGCCUGGGUGCAGGAGAAGAUAAAGCGUGUCUUCCAAGGGAAGAUGACCUCCCUGGAGAUGUUUUCCUUUCUGGAGAAGUACCUGGAAAACUGUGACCUAGUGCUGGGAAACUCUACCCUUCUGCAGAAACUCCAUCAUGAGCACUUUGACCUGUUGUUGGUGGACCCCAAUGAGAUGUGUGGCUUUAUCCUGGCCCACAUUCUCCAUGUCAAAUAUGCUGUGAUCUCCACUGGUUUCUGGUUCCCAGCAGAGAUUGGUGCAACUUCCCCCAUUGCCUAUGUCCCGGAGUUCAACUCCCUGAUGACAGACAGGAUGGGCUUCUUUGGUAGGACUUGGAAUCUCCUGGUCUACAUGAUCACUCGUGUGGCCACAAAGCUGGUCAUCCUGCCCAAGUUUGAACGUCUCAUGGAGAAGCACAGAGUGGAGCCAAAGACAUCCAUGUUGGACCUUGUCCAUGGAACUAGCCUCUUCUUCCUCUGUAACGAUGUGGUGCUGGACUUUCCCCGGCCAACGCUCCCCCAUGUCAUUUUCACAGGGGGUAUCCUCGCUGAGCCUGCAAAGCCCCUCCCAGUGGGUCUCCGUCUCUGGGUAGAAGCAGCAGAUGCUGGUGUUGUUGUUGUUUCCUUUGGCAUUGGGAUCCGAGAAAUGGUGGAGAAGAUGGCUGGCGCAUUUGCUCGCCUCCCGCAGAGGGUGGUGUGGAGAUACUUUGGGCAGAAGCCAAGAAGCCUGGGUGAGAAUACACUGAUGAUGGAGUGGCUGCCCCAGAAUGACCUGCUAGGCCAUCCCAAUGUGAGAGCCUUUGUCAGCCACUGCGGGAUGAAUGGUGUAUUUGAAGCAAUUUAUCACGGUGUGCCAGUGGUGGGAUUUCCUUUCUAUGGAGACCAGUUUGACAUCAUGACCAGAGUGCAGGCGAAGGGCAUGGGUAUCCUCAUGGAUUGGAGCAGAGUAAAAGAAGAGGAUCUUUACCAGGCUGUCGUCACAGUUAUCUCUGACCCCAGCUACAAGAAAGCGGCCAAGCUCAUCUCAGCUUUGCACCUGGACAGACCAAUGCAUGCUCUCAACAGGACAGUGUACUGGCUUGAGUACAUCCUUCGUCACGAUGGGGCACCCUUUCUUCGCCCUGCUGUCUAUGACCUCUCCUUGUAUGAGUACUUCUGCCUGGACAUCUUGGCUCUUCUCUUGCUGUGUCUGGCUGGUAUUGGAUUUGUCAUCUACAAAUCUGUGGUGUGGUGCAGAAGGAAGGGGGCCAGUCCUGUGUAUCAGAAUGGCAAUUGCGUGAAAGGCCACUUCACAGAAGAGAAGAAAUUGCAGUAG